UAGACAGACACACAUAAUCCACAGAUCAUAAACUAGCUAGAUAGUCUCUAUAUAUCGUUUAACUAGAGUGAAGAGCAGCAAUUUAUCUUACAAGCUCUUACAAGCCGCUGGACCAAAACAAAAUGUUAUUUCAAAUUGUGAUUUAAUAAAACAAAAAUCCAAAAAAAAAAAACAAAAAAAGGAAAAAACAACUUACAAAAUAGACAACUCCAAAAAUAUUAACGUCAAUAAGAAAAACUUUGAAAAAAUCCUGGCAAAAAUUGAGAAGAGAACCCAAAAUAAAUACAACUAUUGAAAGUGAAUUGAAAUUCACGCAUUAUGUCACCAAAGGACGGCAGCUUGGAUUUAACUACCAAGCAAAAUAAUAAAUUCACAUCAACCAUUAAUCAUGCGUCACGCCCACCAACAACAGCCAACGUCACGCCCACCGCCAAUGCGUCCUUGCCGGAGAAAACCGAUCCCGAUAUGAUGAAAAAGAACUCCUCGACCGCUUCAGCGGUUACUCCGCCAACUGGAAAACGCACCUGGCGGGAGAAACUGCGUUUGGUGGCCAACAAUAUCACUGUCGAGCCCAUUCUGGCUGCCUACAUAAUGCCCAGUGUCCUAUCCAAUUUGGCAACACAGAAUCUCAAUCUAGAAAAGGCCUGUCGUGUCAAUAUGAACUACGGAGAUGUGGUUUGUGAUGCUCUCACACGUCGCCAAACAGCCAACUAUACGAUGGAAGAGGAAACUGUUCAGCAAAUGGUGGCACGUAUGGCUGCAUGGAAGACAGUGAUACAAUCUAUGUUUCCCUGCCUAUUGAUCCUAUUUUGGGGCUCAUGGAGUGAUCGUCAUCGUAGGCGCAAACCCUGCAUUCUUAUACCAGUUGUGGGUGAAUUUCUGGGCGUGGUUGGUCUAAUGUUAUGCGUUUAUUUCGAGAAUGCUCCAAUGGAGGCGGCGGCCUUAACUGAGGCAAUAUUUCCAUCGUUAAGCGGCGGUUGGUUCACCAUGCUAAUGGGUGUCUUUAGCUAUAUAGCAGAUAUAACCACCGAAGAGGAACGUACCCUUAGAAUUGGUAUACUCAAUGUUUGCUUUUCUGUGGGUGUACCCAUUGGCAUGGCAUUUAGUGGAGUCCUGCUCAAGCAAAUUGGUUUCUAUGGUGUUUUCUCAAUAUCGGCCGCCUUCUAUGUACUUGCCUUUGUGUAUGGUUUCUUUUUCCUAGAGGAACCAGUGGCACGUCCCGAGAAAAGUGAAAUACCACAAAAGAGUCUGCUGGCCGAUUUCUUUGACAAAGAGCAUGUGGUGCAGACAUUCCGUGUGGCCUUCCAGAAGGGCGAGAAUCAACGUCGCAAACGUGUCAUACUCCUGAUGAUUGUCGUCAUGGUGAUCAUUGGACCAUUACACGGUGAAAUGGCCGUAUCGUAUCUGUUCACACGCUUCCGUUUCAAUUGGUCUGAAGUGGAGUUCAGUUUCUUUUCCACAUAUGCCAUGUUCACGGGCCUGAUUGGUGUGAUCUUCUGUGUGGGUGUACUCUCCCAUAAAUUGAAUAUCGAUGAUGCUCUAGUUGGUGUCCUAUCGAGCACAUCGAAAAUUCUCUCAUCGUUUGUCUAUGCCUUUGCCACAUUGCCGUGGCACAUGUAUCUGGGUGGCCUGGUGGAGAUAUUCAAUGGCACGGCAUUCAUAGCGAUGCGUUCGAUAGCCACCAAGCUGGUAUCGAAGGAUGAAUUGGGCAAAGUGAAUUCAUUAUUCGGUGUGGCUGAAGCUCUCAUGCCCAUGGUAUUUGCACCCAUGUACACGACAUUGUAUGCGGCAACAUUGAGAGUAUUGCCGGGUGCCUUCUUUUUGCUUGGUGGAGGUCUUACAACAUUUUCGGUGGUUAUUUUCUUAUGGAUGUACCGUUUCCAGUUGAAACAGCGUCGCCGUAAAUUGGCCCGUCCAGAUGCUGAGGAAAAUGCCUGCAAUGCUGUCAAGGAUCCCAAUGGCAAUAUCAAUGCCAUUGAGGCUUUAGCCUUGGCCAGUGAGGCAAAGGGUCAGUUGAAUGGCAUCAUUUCCAAUGUGAUACAUGAGUCUUUGGUGGAGCAUACGCCACCAGUUGCCAAUGGCAUUGAUAAUCGCGGCUAUGUUCAGGAUAAUCCAGAAAAGACAACAUCAACAACAACAGCGACGACGACGUCAACAACGGCGUCGACUAAGGAUUCUUAGACUCCUUAUAUAGUCCAAGUUGGCUGUUAAAUAUGUGAAUUAUCCUGUACCUUUAUUUGGGAGGGGCAAACAAAUUUCAUUUUUAGUUCUGAACUGAAUUUUGACCUUUUGUUGGUUUGAAAGUCCGCUUCCUCCCCCCUCCCAAACCUUAUCCUAUGUGUACAUUAUUUUAUUGUAUUGUAUUUUUUUUUUUUUUUGUAUUAUUUUAGCCUUAAGUUGCUAUAUACAUAUAUAUAUAAACCGAUUUUCCCUUAUUAAUUGUUUGUACUCUUUUUUUGUUUGUUUUUUUUUUCUUUUGUUUUCUAAAUUAAUUUUUUUGUUAAAUAUGCUUACACUUAAGACCACUUUAAAAGUAUUGAAUAAAUUUAAUAACGUCCA
Molecule: messenger RNA, 2559 nt
Organism: Drosophila willistoni
Lineage: Eukaryota; Metazoa; Arthropoda; Insecta; Diptera; Drosophilidae
Product: solute carrier family 46 member 3
Exons: 5
Coding region: 319-2181 (620 amino acids)
Biological process (GO): transmembrane transport
Cellular component (GO): membrane
Molecular function (GO): transmembrane transporter activity
Source: RefSeq, a predicted model, not a curated record